Molecule: messenger RNA, 549 nt
Organism: Manis javanica (Malayan pangolin)
Lineage: Eukaryota; Metazoa; Chordata; Mammalia; Pholidota; Manidae
Source: RefSeq, a predicted model, not a curated record
GUGCCAGUCUAGGGUGACGUUUUCCAAGCAUCCGAAUCUGUUGACUGAGCAUGAACACAAUGAAACAAGUGACAUUUGUUCAUGAAAAAGCCAUCUCUGCCCCCUCUUGUCUGUCCACUGCAGGUGAUAAAGGAAGUCCAGGAAUUCUACAAGGACACGUACAACAAGCUCAGAGAGGGCAAGGAUGAGCUCCAGCGGGAAACACUGAAAGCCAUCCACACCGCCUUGGACUGCUGUGGUUUGGCUGGAGGAGUGGAACAAUUUAUCUCAGACAUCUGCCCCAAAAAGGACGUACUCUCAACUAUAACGCUGAAGCCCUGCCCUGAGGCCAUUAGAGAUGUCUUCGAGAACAAGUUCCACAUCAUUGGCGCUGUGGGCAUCGGGAUUGCCGUGGUGAUGGUGAGUGUCAAGGACGCGGAAGGGAGCGGUCCUGUUAGUGGUAAACAUGAGGCAUGUGCUCUGGCCAGGUACUGCUUUAACUCAUCAACUCAUUUAUCAGCUAAUACAAUCCUUGCCAUACCUAUGAGAUGGUAGGGAAUGGAAAGACAG